AUGCUCUAUGGGACGUUCUAUAGGACGCUCUAUGGGACGCUCUAUGGGACGUUCUAUAGGACGCUCUAUAGGAUGCUCUAUGGGACGUUCUAUAGGACGCUCUAUAGGAUGCUCUAUGGGACGUUCUAUAGGACGCUCUAUAGGAUGCUCUAUGGGACGCUCUAUGGGACGCUCUAUGGGACGCUCCAUAGGACGCUCUAUGGGACGCUUUAUGGGAUGCUCCAUAGGACGCUCUAUGGGACGUUUUAUGGGACGCUCUAUAGGAUGUUUUAUGGGAUGCUCUAUAGGACGCUCUAUGGGACGCUCUAUAGGAUGCUCUAUGGGACGCUUUAUGGGACGCUUUAUGGGAUGCUCUAUAGGACGCUCUAUGGGACUCUUUAUGGGACGCUUUAUAGGACGCUCUAUGGGACGCUUUAUGGGACACUUUAUAGGACGCUCUAUGGGACGCUCUAUAGGACGCUCUAUAGGACGCUCUAUGGGACGCUCUAG
Meleagris gallopavo (turkey) is the source of this 489-nucleotide messenger RNA. The record is from RefSeq and is a predicted model, not a curated record. NCBI's taxonomy places the organism in Eukaryota, Metazoa, Chordata, Aves, Galliformes, Phasianidae.